AUGAUAGUAACUGAAGGAGAAGAUUGUGAUGAUGGUAACACAAUUAGAUUUGAUGGAUGCAAUAAUUGUAAAUUUGAAUGCUAGAAAGAAUGUUAAACUUGUGUUAAUGGGUAAUGUUCAGUUUGUGCUCCUGGUUAUACUCUUUAAAAAACAAUGAAAAGAUGCUUUCCUACUUGUGGAAAUAAUUCUAUUGUUAGUGAAGAAUAAUGUGAAGAUAAUAAUGUGACUCCUUAUGAUGGUUGUUUUAAUUGUUUAUUUUAAUGUUAACCUUAAUGCACAAAUUGCAUAUAUGGAAAAUGUUAUCAGUGUGAUAAUUCAAUAGGUUAUUACAUUAAUUUGGCUACUUUUAAAUGUGUUACAGUUUGUGGUGAUUUAAUUCCUGCUGGUGGAGAAACAUGCGAUGAUGGAAACAAUGAUCCAUUUGAUGGAUGUAAUAAUUGUGCUUAUUCAUGUGAUUCUUUUUGUGAUUUAUGCAUUAUGGGAGUUUGUACUAAAUGCAAAUAAGGAUUCUAUUUAUUAAAUAAGAAUGGUAAAUGUGCCCCUAUAUGUGGAGACAAAAUUUUAACAUACAAUGAAGAGUGUGAUGAUGGCAAUUUAAUUAAUUAUGAUGGUUGUGAUUCAUGUGAUAAGACUUGUUAAGAAUAAUGUACUUCUUGUAUUUUAGGAACUUGUUAUGAAUGCAAUACACCAGGUUAUUAAUUAGACCUUAGACUCAAGAAGUGUAUUCCAAUUUGUGGGGAUAAUGUUUUAUCUCCAUUAAUUGAAUAAUGUGAUGAUGGUAACUAAAGAUUUGAAGAUGGAUGCUUUUAAUGUAAAUAUGAAUGUUAAGCUGAAUGCCAAACCUGUGCAGCAGGUAUGUGUUAUAGUUGCAAAAAAAACUAUUAUCUUAGUUCUGAAAAUACUUGUCUUCCUAUAUGUGGUGAUGGGGUUAUUACCAAAUAUGAAUUAUGUGAUGAUUAUAACUUUGUAAUUGAAGAUGGCUGUUCAAACUGCACUUUCUAAUGUGAAAAAUCUUGUAUUUAAUGUUUAUUUGGAAUUUGCCUAUCCUGUUAAAGCGGUUACUAUUUAAAUUAAUCAAAAAAGAAAUGUUUUCCUAUUUGUGGAGAUAAACUUAUUCUAGGAGAUGAAUAAUGUGAUGUUGGUAUUAUUUAAUUUGAUGAUCCAAUUAAAAAUAACACUGGAUGUAUUAACUGUUAAUUCUAAUGUUCUCCCUAAUGUGAAAUUUGUACCUAAGGUCAAUGUUUAAAAUGUAGAGAGUCCUUAGGAUGGUAUUUGGAUGAAGAAACCUUAUCUUGUUACAGUCUUUGUGGAGAUUCAAUAAUUACUGAUUAUGAGGAAUGUGAGGAUUUAAAUUCUUAACUAAAUGAUGGAUGUACUUAAUGUGUUUAUACUUGUUCAGAGUAAUGUUCUAAGUGCAUUUUUGGAUUAUGCUAGAAAUGUCAUGCAGGAUAUACUUUAAUUGAUUAAAAGUGCGUAUCAGUCUGUGGCGAUGGAAUAAUUGCUGGAAAUGAGGAAUGUGAUACAGGAAUUAUUACUUUUGAUGGAUUUGAAUGUUUGAAUUGUAAAUACAAAUGCUCAGAAGGUUGCAAUAAUUGUGUUUAUGGCAAGUGUUUAGAAUGCAAAAAUAAUUAUGGAUGGUAUUUGAGUUUAAAUGAUCAAUGUGAAUCGAAAUGUGGUGAUCUAAUUAUCAGCGACAUAGAGAAUUGUGAUACAAACUCAGAAUCUUGUGAAAAUUGUAAUUUUGUUUGUGAUGAUAAUUGUACUUAAUGUAAAUUUGGAAUUUGUUAAUAUUGUAAAAAAGGAUAUUAAUUAUUACUAAAUAAGUGUAUUAGUAUUUGUGGUGAUUCAAUUUAAACAAAUAUAGAAGAUUGUGAAAAUGAUGAUAUAAUUCCUUUUGAUGGUUGUUAUUUAUGUUAAUUUUAAUGUCAAAACGAAUGUUUACAUUGUAUCAAUGGUGAAUGUAUAUCUUGUAAUGAGAUUAAUGGAUGGUAUCUAUAAAAUAAAAGAUGUGAAACUAAAUGUGGAGAUGGGAUUAUAGCAGGAUUAGAAGAAUGCGAUAUAAGUUUGGAAUUAGAUAAUGGAGACAUAUCAACUAAUUAGUGUUUUAAUUGUAGAUUUUAAUGUGUUUCAAAUUGUUUAAAUUGUGAGAGAGGAAUUUGCAAUUAAUGUGAAAAUGGCUUUUUUUUAAAUGAUUAAAAUGAAUGUGAGAAUAUUUGUGGAGACUAAAUUAAUAAAGAUUUUGAGUUCUGUGAUGAUGAUAAUCUUGAUGCAUUUGAUGGUUGUUUCUAAUGUCAAUAUGAUUGCUCAGCAGAAUGUUAAGAAUGUGCAAAUGGUUAAUGUUAAUUGUGUUACGAUGGUUUCUAUUUGGAUAAUACUAAUUGGCAAUGUAAGUCUAUUUGUGGAGACAUGAAAACAACUUAAUAUGAAGAAUGUGAUGAUGGCAAUGAUAUACCUUAUGAUGGAUGUUACAAUUGCAAAUAUUCUUGUACUGAAAAUUGUUAAAAUUGUAUAAAAGGAGUUUGUUCAAGUUGCAAUUAAGGGUAUGUACUCUCAUUUCCUAAAUGUAUGGUGGAUUGUAAAGAUCUAAUUAAUGGGUAGAAUUAGGAUAAAUGUUAUUAAAAAGAAUGUUAACGAGAGUGUUUGAUUUGCGUAAAGGGUGAUUGCUUUUAGUGUUAAAAUGGAUGGUAUUUAAAUUAAAUAGAACAUACUUGUGAAAGUAUGUGUGGAGAUAAUAUAAUAGUUGGAUUAGAAUAAUGUGAUAAGCCUUAAUUAUUAUUAAGGGAUGACUCUUUUUGUAAUAGUUUGUGUUAAUUUAUAUGUCCUUAUUACUGUGCUACUUGCUCAUUUGGUAUUUGUCAUUAAUGUUUGAAUGGAUAUAAUUUGGUAGAAAAUGAAUGUUAGAAUAAUUGUGGUGAUGCCAUUAUAACAGAGAUAGAACAAUGCGAUGAUGGUAAUAGCGAAGCAUUUGAUGGAUGUUACAAAUGUUCUUUUGAUUGUUCUAAAUAAUGUGCAUUAUGUAUUUAAGGAAAAUGUGAGAUGUGUUAAUCAGGAUAUGAAUUGAAAAAUGGAAAUUGUUUACCAAUAUGUGGAGAUGGAAUUGUUACAAUAGAUGAAGAUUGUGAUGAUUUAAAUUCUAUAAAAUUUGAUGGUUGUAAUUAAUGUAAAUAUGAAUGUGAUUAGAAUUGUAUUUUUUGUGAAUUUGGUUAAUGUAUAUUUUGUUCAAAUGGAUAUUAUUUAUAAGGUUAAAUGUGUUUAUCGAUUUGUGGAGAUGGGUUGAUAGUUGGAAAUGAACAAUGUGAUGAUAGUAAUUUAAUUGAUGAAGAUGGAUGUUUUGAGUGUCAUUAUUCUUGUCAACAAUAAUGUGUUAAUUGUUAAUAUGGAUCCUGUAUAUUAUGUGAUUAAGAAAAAGGAUGGCAUACAACACCUUAAGGAGAUUGUUAACCCUUUUGUGGAGAUUAAAUAAUAGCAGGAGUAGAAUAAUGUGACGAUGGUAAUGAAAUUAAUUUUGAUGGUUGUUAUGAAUGUGAAUUCAUAUGUUAAGAACCAUGUACAAAAUGUAUUAAUGGUUAAUGUUAUGAAUGCAAUACUCCAGGAUGGAGAUUAGAAAAUUAUUUUUGUUGGGAAAUAUGUGGUGAUGCACUCAAAGUUGGUAUUGAAGAAUGUGACGAUGGAAAUGAUAUACCUUAUGAUGGAUGCUUUUAGUGUAAAACUUAAUGUGAAGAGGCUUGUACUGUUUGUUUGGAUGGAUAAUGUGAAUAGUGUACAUUUGGUUGGUAAUUAAAUGAUAAACACAGAUGUGGAACAAUUUGUGGAGAUAAGUAUGUCAUACCUAAAUUUGAAGAUUGCGAUGAUGGUAAUCUAUUACCAUUUGAUGGAUGUUAUGAAUGCAGUUAUUAAUGUGUUUAAUUUUGUACUGAUUGUAGAAAAGAUGUUUGUUACGAAUGUAAUACACCUGGUUGGACUUAUGAUUAAAAAACAUAAUCAUGUGUACCUAUUUGUGGAGAUGGAAUUGUUAAUGGAUAUGAAGAAUGUGAUGAUGGCAAUCUCAUUGAAAAUGAUGGAUGUAGUAAUACUUGUGAAUAUUAAUGUCAUCUUGCUUGUCUUAAUUGUGAUAAUGGUAAAUGUUUAGAAUGUGAUCGUUACUUGGGAUAUUUUAAAUCAAAUAAAUAAUGUGCAUCAGCAUGUGGAGAUGGAUUGUGGGAAUAAAAUACAGAGUAUUGUGAUGAUGGAAAUCUUAUCAAUUAAGAUGGUUGUGAUAAGAAUUGUAGAGUUGAACUUGAUUGGUAUUGCAAAAAUGAAGCCUUACAAAUUAGUAUUUGUAUCUAUAAAAAACAACCAACUAUUUAAUUAAAGUUAUUGUCAUAAAAAGAAAGUCUUUCUGAAAUUGAAGUGACAUUUUCAACUUUAAUGAUGCUAUAAUCAAAUAUUGUUUUGAUAGAAAAUAAUGAAACCAAUCCUCUUAAUACUGAUUAAGCACUUUUCUUAAUUAGAAUAGAUGAAUUGACUGAUGCAGAUUAUGAAUACCAAAUUGAACCUAUUGUUAGUGUUUAAGAUUUUCCUUAAGACAUUAAAUAUAUCAUUAAGUUGAAUCUUUUAAAUAAUGUUUCUUAUGAUUAAGUCAAUAUUUUAGUAAUUGUUGAUAAAAGGCUUAUUAUAACAGAAGACUAAGUUAAUCUAGAUAAAAAUUCAGCUCAAUUAAGAAUACCUGUUCCUUAUAUUCAAAAUUCAUUUUCUUAAAAAGUAGUUGAACUAUUUUCAAAUGCUAAUGAAAUAUCCAUGUAUGCAGCAACCGGUGUUUCACUGAUUAGUAUAUUUUCAUCAGGAUAUUCAAAUCUUUUCAUGACUCUAGAUACUAUUUAAUACCUAUAUUACACAAGAUAUAUCAAUUUGGAUUUCCCUGAUAAUUUACAAAAGAAUAUGGACAAUCUAAAAAAAUCAACACCGAGUUAAUUAGUGUAAAAUAAAUUAGGCCAAACUGGAUUACCCUAAACAAUUACAACAUAACCUAAUUAAACAGUGGAAGAAAUGCCAAAUAAAUUUAAAUAAGAUAAUUUACAAUACGAAUUUACUUCGAAUAUAAAAAUAACGGCUGUCUCACUAUCAGCAGGUCUAACUAUAUUCUUAACUACAUUAUCCAUAUCCAAAUUGCUACAUUUAAUUCCUCCACAUAAAUUAAAUGAUUUUGGUUCUAUUAUUGGUGGAGGCAUUUUAAAAGUUAGGUAGAAAUGUACUAAGCUCUCUAAUGACUUUGUUUACUCUGGAGCUAUUAGAUUAAUAACGAUCAAUUUUUAUGAAAUGCAAUUUGCUUCAUUAUUGUAGCUAACACAUGUUGAUUUCAAUUCUUAUAAUGAUAUCACUAAUUCAAGUGGAGCAAUUGCAACUUUAGCAUUUAGUUUCGCUUUUACUAGUCUUCUUGUUCAGAAAAUAAGAUAAAUCUAAACUAAAUAAUCUAUCACAAUGAAGCAUUACAUUCGCACAUUAUUACAAUAAGAUCAUAAAGAUCUUUAAAAAUCAACAUGGCAAAUACAAUAUAAUACAAUCCUACUCGUAAAGAAAUCGUUUUACAUGUUUACGAUUGUUUGUUUUUAAAGUUAAGGUCUUUAUUAAACUAUUGGUGUGGCCACAUAAGCAGCAGCAUUUGCUACUUAUUUGGCUGUAUCUUCACCAUUUUCAAAUAGUGAAGACUAAAUCAAAUAAAUGAUUACAGAAUUAGGAAUGUUAGCUAAUUCUCUAAGUUUUUGUACAUAUUAUACCCACGAAUAUUUUUCCAUAUCUUAAGAAAGUUUAAAUUAAGUUGGAUGGUUUAAUAUAGGCAUUUUUACAACUGUAUUAUCUUCUAACUUGGCAGUUGAUCUUAUUACUCAAACGAAAGUAAUAUAUAAAAAAGUGAAGAAAAAAAUCAAUAAAUUCAUUCAAUCUUAAAUGCCUUCAUAAUCAAGAGUAUAACCUAUAUUUGUAUGA
This is a messenger RNA of Paramecium sonneborni, 5961 nucleotides long. Lineage: Eukaryota; Ciliophora; Oligohymenophorea; Peniculida; Parameciidae. The record is from the annotation of a GenBank genome assembly.